Molecule: messenger RNA, 3286 nt
Organism: Diospyros lotus (date-plum)
Lineage: Eukaryota; Viridiplantae; Streptophyta; Magnoliopsida; Ericales; Ebenaceae
Product: receptor-like protein Cf-9 homolog
Exons: 7
Coding region: 54-2798 (914 amino acids)
Molecular function (GO): protein binding
Source: RefSeq, a predicted model, not a curated record
CUUGCAAAAGUGUCACUGUUUUCUUGCUGUAUCUGAUCUGCUUCUUUCAUAGGAUGAUGAUGCUCACUUUCACUACCUGUUCGGAUGCUGCUACGGUUGCUGCCCGUAUGGAAGUGGAGGAGGUGGAAAGGAAGAUGAGGAGGUGCAGUGCAGAGCAGAGCUCUGCGUUGCUUGAAUUCAAGUCAUACUUCAACUUCAGCCAGCCAGGUCACUCAUAUUGCCUCCUUUAUUCGCAUUCACCGAUGGUAUCUUGGAAGGAGGGAACUGACUGCUGCUCCUUGUGGGAUGGGAUCACUUGUGAUAACGAGACCGGUCAAGUGGUUGGCAUCGACCUUAGUUGUGGUUUGCUCCAAGGGAACAUCCCUCCUAACACCACCGUCUUCCACCAUUUUCCUCAACUCCAGGAGCUCUACCUCGAUUUCAACGACUUCGGCGGCUCUCGCAUUCCCUCCUAUUUGGGUCACCUUUCUAGAUUGACUCAUCUCGAACUUCAAUAUUCUGUAUUUUCAGGAGAAAUUCCAAUGGAACUCUCUUACUUGACCCAGCUAAUGCAUCUUAAUCUUGCUAGUAAUGAUGGUUUGAGGUUCAAGAAAACUGGAUUUCAGUUGCUUGUUCAAAACCUAACUAAAAUAAGAGGACUCCGUCUUAGUUCAAUAAACAUAUCUUCAACCGUUCCCAUUUCCUUGCUUAAUCUCACUUCUUCAAACACUUUCGUACUCGAUGGGUGUGAAUUGCAUGGACAACUCCCUGACGGAGUGUUCAACCUACCAAAUUUGGAAGUAUUUGAUGUAGGAAAUAACAGUCUUCUCACCGGUAAAUUUCCAAAGUUCAUAAACUCGAGCAAUUCUCUCCGAAUAUUGGAACUUGAAUUCACAAGUUUUGCGGGGCAACUGCCUGACUCAAUUGGGAAUCUCGGAUCACUAGAGUGGUUAGAUGCGUUCCAAUGCAACAUCCAUGGAGCAAUUCCUGCGUCGCUCAGUAAUCUUACUUCAGUCACGACUAUACAACUUUCAAACAAUAAUUUAUCAGGUCCUCUUCCUUCGCAAUUAACCGGACUACCUAAUCUGCAAUUAUUAGUCUUGAAUGGUGCUCUUCCUUCGCAAUUAACCGAAUUACCCAAUUUGCAAGUUUUAGCCUUGGAUCAUAACUGUAUCACCGGUCCUUUUCCUUCACAAUUAAUCGAACUACCCAAUUUGCAAACGUUAGUCUUGGAUCAUAACUAUCUCACCGGUCCUCUUCCUUCACAAUUUACCGGACUUCCCAAUUUGCAAUCAUUAACCCUGAGUUAUAACCAUAUCACCGGUCCUCUUCCUUCACGAUUAAUCGGACUAUCCAAUUUGCAAUAUUUAUCCUUAGAUCAUAACUGUAUCACCGGUACAAUUCCACCUUGGUUAUUUGCUUUGCCGACUUUGUCUUCCCUGCAGCUAAAUCACAAUAUGCUCACGGGACACGUAAAUGAGAUAAAUUCCAGUUCUCUGAAGUUCAUAAAUCUGGAGCACAACACGCUAACUGGUACACUUGGGAGUUCAAUGUUCAAACUCGAAGUGCUUACCCAUCUGAUUAUCUCAUCAAAUAACUUUAGUGGUGACUUAAACUUCGACAUGCUCUGCAGUCAAAAUGCCCUCAGGGCUCUUGAUGUGUCAAAUAAUAACUUCAGUGGUGUGAUUCCAAAAUGUGUGGGAAACCUCACUGAAUUAGUUGUUCUUGAUUUGGGAAGCAAUAACCUUUCCGGGAUUGUCCCUGACACAUUUGUGAGACAUAAUCACUUGGAAACUAUCAAACUUAAUGGCAAUGGAUUCCAAGGACCAGUGCCGAAAUCUUUAGUCAAUUGCAGAGUCCUAGAAGUGCUAGAUCUCGGAAGAAACAACUUCUCUGAUAUGUACCCACACUGGUUGGAAAAUUUGACAAAUUUGCGAGUUCUUACCUUGAGAGCCAACAGAUUCCAUGGACCCAUUUCAAUCUCCAAGACUAAAUAUCCCUUCCCCAGCUUGCGAGUUAUGGACUUGUCAGAAAAUUGUUUCACUGGUCCACUACCAACAACAUAUUUUAGAAAUUUUACUGCUAUGAUGAACAUCAGCGAAGCCAACUAUACACUCGAAUACAUUGGCCAAAAUACUUCUGAUUAUUAUCUUGAUUCCUUGACCAUGGUUAUCAAAGGUUCAGUGCUUGAAAUGGAGAGAGUGUUGACCAUUUUCAUAGCCAUUGAUCUAUCGAGAAACAAAUUUGAAGGAGAAAUUCCAGAGAUAAUUGGAAAGCUAACUUCAGUUCGAGGGUUGAACUUAUCUCACAACAGCCUUACAGGGCGCAUACCGAAGUCUCUUGGAAAAUUGACAAAGAUUGAAUGGUUAGACCUCUCUUCCAAUAAGCUUGUCGGGGAGAUCCCGAAACAGCUAACAGCCUUAAAUUCUCUUGGAGUUCUAAACCUUUCGCAUAAUCAACUAGCUGGACGAAUACCUCAAGGACCACAAUUUGAUACAUUCUCAAACGAAUCUUAUGUUGGAAACUUGGGCUUAUGUGGACGACCGAUGUCGAAGUCAUGCAGCAAUCCUGAUGCACCCCAGCCAGCAAAAGAAAAGGAUUCACAAUCUUCAGAUGGUUUCGACUGGGGAGUCAUACUGUCAGGUUACGGGUGUGGAUUGGUACUGGGUCUCGUUAUAGGAUAUUUAAUGUUCUCUACAGGAAAACCCAGAGGGGUUAUGAGGAUGAUUGAAGGUGCAGAAAACAAAUGCAGGGAGUGGCAGAAGAAGAAAUCUCAGGGUCAGGGCCGCAAAUGCAGGAGAAAUUAUGGAAGACAUUGAUUGAGAUGAAAGCAAAAAGAGUAGAUUAAUGGAGCUUGUGGAUGCAACAGUGGCUUCAUUUUCUGAAGAUGAAAUCAAGUGCAUGAGAAUUGUUUUAUCAUUUUUAUGUUGAAUAUAAUCACAAAAUCAAAAUAUUAUAACACCAAAUCUAGAACCUUUGAUUAAUUUUUCUUCUUUUUUUUUUUUUUUUCAUUUCAAGGAGUUUAGAUUGGUGCUUAACAAUAUAUGUUUAUGUCUGUAUGUUGUUUUAUAUUUGUUUUCCUUUUUACAACUUUUUGUUGGUAGGGUGAACUGUAUGAAACAAUGAGUUAAUAUGUAAUUUCUUUUAUAAGUUUUGUCAAAGGCAUGCAUGAGCCUUUGCAUCAUGAAGAAUAGCUUCAUUAGAAUCACUUCAAUUUUUCAUAAUUAUGUAAUUUUCAAAGUACAGCAAAAAAAUACUGGAAAAAAAGAUGCCUUUGGCGUUGGGUGAAGAACAUAAAAGAACAAUA